Molecule: messenger RNA, 2690 nt
Organism: Poecilia reticulata (guppy)
Lineage: Eukaryota; Metazoa; Chordata; Actinopteri; Cyprinodontiformes; Poeciliidae
Gene: tmprss4a
Product: transmembrane serine protease 4a
Biological process (GO): proteolysis
Cellular component (GO): membrane
Molecular function (GO): protein binding; serine-type endopeptidase activity
Source: RefSeq, a predicted model, not a curated record
UAAGCAAACAGCGUGCAGUUGCAGACAUGUUUUGUCUUUAAGCUACGUGCUGCUUUUUACACUUAAAUGUAUAAUAGUUCAUGUCAAUUCAGGGAAUCCUGACUAAUAAGCACUAAAGAAAAGAAUACACGUAAAAUACAAGACCUCGUUAAAAGUGAAAUGCUGGAGUUUUUUUUGAAGUUGUCAGUUAAGAUGUUUAGAGGAGGAGGGACGACUCAGUGGAAACGCAGGUAGGACGGUUGAAGUGUCGAGUUACCUGGUUUUAGUUUUUGCUCUGUCAGAAGACCUCGGAGUAUUAGGAAAGAAGCUCCUUUCUAAACUGCCCUGCAACAACACUCGGCUCCGAACACCGGCACGUUUCAUUACAGCUUUGGGACCACGGAGGUGGAGGUCAGGCGUCCUUCAAGCUAGAUUCAGUUACGCAGGUGUAGAUUGAUUAGUGCAGGGAGCACGGAAGGGAGACCGGGACAGGACCGCUCCUGGUUUUCCUGCUAAAACCCAGUUGGGGAAAAAAAAGUGACAAAAGGCAGAAGAAGGAGAAUAUAGAGGACAGCAGCUACUGAGGAAAGGGCCAGUGGUACGCUAUUUACCGAAAAAGACAAGUACAUCAUGGGGGCAUCUCAGACAUCAUUUCAGGAAGCAGCGGAUAUCGAAAUACCACUUAAUUCGAAUAUGCCAAAUGCUCAACAAAAACUCAUGGCGAACUUGAAACCUAAAGCAGAAAAGUUGUCAAAGACAAAGAAAAUAAUCUGGAUUCUGAUGGCAGUUGUGACUUUGGCCAUAUUGGUCAUUGCAGGAUAUUUUAUCAAGAAUCUAAUUGAAAAGCAUUACUACUACUGCACACGCUCGGCGAAGUUCAUCCCACUCGCUAAAUCCUGUGAUGGGAACAUUGAUUGCUUCGAUGGAGAAGAUGAGGCUUAUUGUACGUCAGAAUUCAAAGCAAACGGCACAUUCCCAGUGCGUCUAAUUUCCGCUGCGAGUGUCCUCCAAGUGUUCAACGGCAAAACGUGGAGGACUGUCUGCAACGACGACUGGACCGCACAGCACACCGAGACUGCUUGCAAACAACUAGGAUACACAAAAUCCCCAACAAGCAAAAAUGUUGACGUUAGCACUUUGCAGUAUCCUUUAAUAACUGGACCAUUCGCAGCAGUCAGGAGCGAGAGUGGGAGCACACCAGUACAUCAGGCAGCCACUGACCGCAGCGUGUGCCGCACUGGAUCUGUGGUCUCUUUGAAAUGCUCAGAUUGUGGCGAGGUGAACCAUGUGGAUCGCAUCGUUGGUGGCGUGGAUGCCAAUAUAGAGAGUUAUCCCUGGCAAGUCAGCCUGCAGAAUGGUGGACACAGGUGUGGAGGCUCACUGGUGUCAUCACGCUGGAUUGUCACUGCCGCUCACUGCUUCAACAGUAACAAAGAGGUGAGUCGGUGGACAGUGAUGUCAGGAGAGACAUACAUUACCUCCUUCGGAACCUUCUCUGUGGACAUGAUUAUAAUCCACGAUCAAUACGAUAAAGACAAAAACGACUACGACUUGGCAAUGAUGAGGCUGAGCAGCCCGAUCUCAAUGGGAGACAAUCGCAAGCCAGUGUGUCUCCCACCUAAAGACCUUCCCCUUCCUGACAAGGCUCCUGUGGUUGUCACAGGCUGGGGAUUGCUGAGAGAAUAUGGAAAAAUUGCAACUAGACUGCAAAUGGCCAAUAUCGAGAUGAUUAGUCGAAACACAUGUUCCGGUAUUUAUGGAUCCUUAAUAUCGCAAAGGAUGAUCUGUGCUGGCAUCUUGAAGGGAGGCGUGGAUUCCUGCCAGGGUGACAGCGGAGGCCCCUUGGUGUACCUUUCCUCCUCCAGUCAGUGGAAUCUGGUGGGAGUGGUGAGCUGGGGCGACGGCUGCGCGCGGGAAAACCGGCCUGGAGUCUACAGCAACGUGGAUGACAUGCUCAACUGGAUCUAUGAAGUCAUUGAGAAAAAUCAGUGAUGUUCCACUGUGACUGGAGCCACUAAAUGGAUUUCAGGCAUUUUUACCCGAGACAGACUGUGAAGCUCAAAGUUCUUGUUUUAGCACUGCCGUAUGUAAAUAAGAGGACUUUUGGGGGAGAAGAGCGGAAUAUGCACAUCUGCUGUUAAUGAAACACUGAGCCACAAGUAUGGAUACAGACAUAUUCGUUUUCACAGAUUGUGCCAUUAUGUCUGUAUUUACCUCAAGGAACGUGUGUGUUUUGUUGUUGUUGUUUUUUCUGCUGCCUAAAUUAAGGUUUCAAAAAGUAUUGUAGCUUUUAUUUUUUCUUUCUUUAAUCUGGAAGCACUUUUUGGCAAAACAAGCCAGUCAGAGCAGAUUCAGUGACGUGUGUUUUUCUGCACUAAUGGAAGCUUUUAUGGUGCUGGACUUGUUACCUUUCUCUCCACUCAACACCCAAUAAUGCAUUUUUACAGGCAACGAUAUUUUACAGUGUAAUUGAAAAAAAAACAAAAGCAUUUCAUUGUAUUACAGUGACUCCUGAACGCUCGCGUUAUGGAUUUUUUUAAAGGUGCAGGUCAAGUCAGUUUUGCCUUUCCAUGUAAAUUAAAUGUUGUUGUUGCUGUUAACAUUUAUUUGGUUUUAACAUAUACUUGUAAAUAGUCUGUAAAUAUAAUAAACUUUUUCUCGCCUUGGAGGCUGUUGUGUUGAAGUGCAAAUAAAACUGGGAAAUGAACGUC